Molecule: messenger RNA, 1605 nt
Organism: Penicillium crustosum
Lineage: Eukaryota; Fungi; Ascomycota; Eurotiomycetes; Eurotiales; Aspergillaceae
Product: putative F-box protein (Pof7)
Exons: 2
Coding region: 1-1605 (534 amino acids)
Biological process (GO): SCF-dependent proteasomal ubiquitin-dependent protein catabolic process
Cellular component (GO): SCF ubiquitin ligase complex
Molecular function (GO): protein binding
Source: RefSeq, a predicted model, not a curated record
AUGGACGAUAACGACGAGCUCGAGUCGUUCCGUCAACAGUGGCGCGAGGAGGUCACUCGUCGAUCAAGACCCAAAGCUGCCCCUGCUCCUGCAACUCCGACUCCGACUGCCCCUCCGGCUCGUCUUCCGCCCACACGCCAUGAGGCAUCUCACCGGAAAGAGAUCGAGGAGGAGGGUCCCCCGCUAGCUUCUUUCGACCCGGAUGAGCUGGCCCAGCAAGUUGGGGAGCUGAGCGUGCAACCACCCGAAGACGACUUCUCACGUCGAGAGGUAGCAGAACCAACGUCUGCACUGGAGCACUUUGAACGAGCGGUCGAGAAGGAGGCUGAAGGAAACUUGGGAGAUAGUCUGUCGCAUUACCGAAAGGCAUACCGGCUAGAUUCCUCGGUCGACAAGUCCUACCGGAAUAAGCACUAUGCCCAUGUAUGGAAGAGGCCGAAUCUGCCCGCUCCCACCGGCCCUGUCGCUGUGACGCAACAGCCUGCAGAUGUACCAAUCCUCCCGACACCUGAGCUCAUCGCAUCAUUUGCACACUUGCCGAUUUCACAGCUGGAUCCUAUCGUCGAAAACACACCACCGCCGCCUUGUCCAAUCGCCACCAUACCAUCGGAAAUUCUGGUGGAGAUCCUGCGACAUGUGGCGAUGGAUGACCCAUCGGCCUUCGGUCGGAUGGCACUGGUUUGCAAGCGGAUGGCAUACUAUUUCGCCCACGAGCAGCAUAUCUGGAGACGAAUCUGUCAAGGCCGGGAAUUCGGCUUCGAGGGAAUGCAUUAUGACUUUGCAUGCGACCUGCAUGGGGAACCGAUCUACACUCUUGCGCCGCGAUACACUCCAUUCCCUAAGGACGGGCCUGUGGAAAUUCCCUCGCCGCUGUCUUCAUGGAGCCAAGUGUUCCAGUCCCUUCCUCGAAUUCGUUUCACGGGCAUCUACAUCAGCACAGUCAACUACACUCGGCCUGGUGCGGCAUCUUCAUACUCGAACCUGUCGUGGAACAGUCCCAUCCACAUCGUGACUUACUACCGGUAUCUGCGGUUCUACCCGGAUGGCUCGGUAAUCUCACUGCUCACUUCAACGGAGCCAGUGGAUGUAGUCCCCCACAUCAGCAAAGAAAAUGUGAUGUCGGCGCGCACCCCAGCACACCGGAAGCAUCAACGACGUCCCUCUGAUGCGGGCCAUACCAUCUCUGGUGUUACUGAUGCCAUACCACCCGUCGCUAUGAAUACACUGAAGCACGGCCUUCGCGGCCGGUGGCAUUUGGCAUCGCCCGUUGACACGUCUGAAACUUCCGAAACCCCCGCGGAAGCCUGGAAGCCCGACCUAGCCUCGGAUCAGAAAUCGCUUCUUUCGGACGAGCGGGAUAUCAUCAUUGAAACAGAGGGUGUAGAUCCCAAGUACGUUUACACGAUGCAUCUAUCGCUACGUUCCUCGACCGUACCGAAAUCUGCUCAAGUCGGGCCGGCUCCUCCAAACCCAUCCAAAAACACUAAACUAGCCUGGAAGGGCUUCUGGAGUUACAACAGACUGACGGAUGACUGGGGAGAGUUUGGCCUUCGCAAUGACCGAGCAUUUGUGUUCCGCCGCGUACGUGGCUGGGGCUUGGAUUGA